AUGGUUAGACUUCAACAUGAAGGAGAUGAAUUAAGACGUCGAUUAACUGUAUCUGCCAUGAUAAUUGCAUCGAUUCCAUUCUUAGCCUAUAUUACAUUCAUGCUCUACAUACUUUCUCCAAGAUUGAAUACAGACAUAGAAGAAACGAAAGAUUUACUUGUACCUGUAGUUCUUUAUACUAUUGUGAUCGUUGGUAUGGCUUACACGUCUUAUUUACGUGAUAGAAAGGCUAGUGGCUUUUGGUCUGUUUUUGCCGGAGCAGUAUUCUUCGUUUUGUCCGAUACGAUUUUAGCUUUUAACAGAUUUGUCCUACCUUUACCUACACCGGGCUUAUUUGUUAUGUUCACAUAUGGUAUAGGCCAAUAUUUAAUUACAAUCGGCACUUUACAAGUAACUGCUAAAGACUCGAAAGCUGCCUAG
Rotaria sordida is the source of this 420-nucleotide messenger RNA. NCBI's taxonomy places the organism in Eukaryota, Metazoa, Rotifera, Eurotatoria, Philodinida, Philodinidae. The record is from the annotation of a GenBank genome assembly.